Molecule: messenger RNA, 1978 nt
Organism: Pelagomonas calceolata
Lineage: Eukaryota; Pelagophyceae; Pelagomonadales; Pelagomonadaceae
Source: the annotation of a GenBank genome assembly
CACUAGCGCCGCGCGCUUUGAGAUCCGUUUUGGCUGGCCACGGGCCUGGCAUUGACUCUAGCGACUGGCCGGCCACAGCACGAAGCUGCCAGCGGCACCCAGGACCACUGUGAUGCGGUAAAAGUGAUCUAUAGGCUGCCCCAGUAAAACAUGGUGGGCUACGGCUUGACGCGCCGCCGCCGCAGAGCGCACCAGGCCAAACAACAAAUCGCAUCGGCACGCGAGAAGCGCCUCACGGACGCCUUUGGUGAGGACGGCAAGGUUCUAGCAAGGGCGCUCAGCAACGAAAAACCGUCCGUCUUCGAGUCCACAAGGCCCAUAAACCAGGCGCCCCCGCGCAAGUUGAAUGAAAAUGAUAGAAAGAGCGUCUCGAACGACGAGUUGAUGAAGAGACUGUCCGUGCCGCCGCCGCCGUCCAUCAACGAGAGAGUAGGGAAAGCUUCACAAAGUCUCGCGGACAUGUCCGGUCCUAGAUUAUUGUUCAAGAUCUUCUCCAUAGUACUGACGGCACAUAUCGUCAUGUCGACGUACCUCCACUUCACGAGGGAGGACCACUUGGACGACCAGGCCUACGACGAGUUUGGCGUCCACUUGUCAGCACAUGACUUGGAGAGAGUGCGGAGAGAUAGGGAGACGGAGGCCAUGCCCACGUUACUCAUGGUCUGUGGCUUGGAGAAGUCCGGCGCGACUUACAUAAGACAGCUGCUGCUGGAUAACCUCGAGAUCGCCCCCUUGGACACGCAUGACAACGACCACCACAACGAGCCCGCGAUGAUGCUGUUGCGGGAGGCGGCCGGCAUCUCUUCAUCAAAUGAUAUCCCGCGGAACGACCCCGCCUAUUUAAUGAGAGAAACCCUAAAACCGGGCAGCGCCGCGGCCAAAACCACACUUGUUGUGCUGGUAGCAAAAGCCCCGGAGGCCUGGGUCGCCUCGUCCAUAUUACGGCCGCACCCGCACUACAAGCCCAUGGCAGGUCGUCGUCUCUCAGAGGACGACAUCGACACUUUAUUGGAGCGGCGCGCGAAAUCCCACAGGGACGCCUUCCGACUCCAGAGGUCCCUGAAGAUGGACGGCGGCGGCUUGGAUGCCGUGGCCUACGAGGACGUUUUGAGAGAUCCCGAGGCGUUCGUCGAUAAUAUAGCAAGGGCCCACGGCUUGCAUCGGAGGAGAGGCGGGCAUUUACUGGACACGCACCAUAUUACGUCGGACGCUAUAUUAAAUACGUUGACCGAAAAGCGCUGGAUCCACGCCGAGGAGAACGCUACUUCUCAUUCGCACAUGCGGUCGCAUGUCCAGGCCGACGCCGGCCACGGCGCCGCGCGUCGGGCGAGGUACGCCCAGCAGGGGCAUUUUUCUAGAAAGGCCUGGUAUUUGGAGCGAAAGUAUCUCUCGGACAUGCCCCGGUCCGCCGUGCAAUUGACGAGACGCCAUUAUGAUCAUGAGGCCGACGCGCUGCUCGGGUUCUCCUACGAGAGGAGAGCUUCUCGUAGGAGUGCGAGGAAGCAGCACCGGAGGCGGAAGCACCUUCGCAAGGUGCUCAAAUUUAUCGACCACCUACUGUACAAGUUCAUGAAGUGGUCGUUGCUUCUUUUGUUGGCGGUCGGCGCCUUCGUGUACUACCGCCUCGAGAUAAACCCCCUACCUGAAGAAGAGGAGGAGGCGAUGCGGCCCGCGGCGCCGCCGCCGCGCCCAGCGCCGGCGCGGCCGCCGCCCACGCCAUCUGACUUGGAACGCAUGAGACGCAACGAAGCAGAACUGCAAGCCGCGCUCGACGAGGCGCGCUUCCACUCGCGGCGGCCGGCCGCGCGGCCGGCGCGGUCUGAACCGGCGGAGCCGGCGGCCUACGAGGCCAUGUGGGGCGCGCCCCAGUUCUCGGACGACUCGUCGGACUCGUCGAGCAGCGACUCCGAGGACGACGUGCCCUUCGACUUCUCGACGGACAGCGACUCCGAGGACGGCGCCUAGUAGUGAUAUAAUC